Molecule: messenger RNA, 1644 nt
Organism: Naegleria gruberi
Lineage: Eukaryota; Heterolobosea; Eutetramitea; Acrasida; Naegleriidae
Exons: 1
Coding region: 1-1644 (547 amino acids)
Biological process (GO): mRNA splicing, via spliceosome
Cellular component (GO): spliceosomal complex
Source: RefSeq, a predicted model, not a curated record
AUGUCUCUCUUUGCUGUUCUUCCGCCACCAAAACAUAAAGAAUUAGGUUUGAACAACAAUUCAUCAUCGGAUCAGGACGAUCAAAGACAAAAGGAAAAACGAGGAAAGGAUAAAGUUAAAAUUCCACUCUACGGAAAAAGAGAACACUCAAAUUGGAUACCACAAACUGAGGAUGAUUUUGCUGAUGGAGGAGCCUAUCCAGAAAUAUUUGUUUCUCAAUUCCCUAUGAAUAUGGGUAGAAAAUCGGAAUACAAAAAUGCAUCAGGAAAUGUUGUUUCUGUUCAAGUGGAUGCGGAUGGAAAUGUUAAUUUUGAUAAAAUUAUUACUCAAGGACAGAGAAAGGAUGCUUUAACAUUUACUAAAUUUUCAGAUAUGAUCGGCGCUGAUGUGGAAGAGGAUGAAUUGGCAAAACCAACAAUUGAAGAAACUUCGGAUAAUUUACUCGAAACUAAGAAAGCACUCGAACUAAGAGUUGGUGGUAAAAUUACAGCUGCUCAUAUUGGAAAUGCUGUUAGUCGUUCUGUUGCUGCAUCAAAAGAAAAUCAAAUAGAAAAGAGACAAUUCUUUAGAUAUAAACCUAGAGGAGGUACUGAUGAUGAUAUCAAGUAUAUACAAAUUGAAGAGGCUCCUACCGAUCCAGUAGAACCAGCUAAAUUCCGAAUGAAAAAGAUGCCAACUGGGCCACCUUCUCCUCCUCCAACUGUAAUGCAUUCCCCACCUAGAAAUCUUACAAAGACUGACCAGGAUAAUUGGGACAUUCCACCUUGUAUUUCUAAUUACACAAACAGAAAAGGUCUUAUUAUUCCAUUGGAUAAAAGAAUUCUUGCUGAUGGUAGAAAUUUACAACAAUCAACAGUUAAUCCUAAAUUUGGUGACUUUACAUCUUCAUUAUAUUUGGCUGAACAUAAUGCUAGAUUGGAAAUUAAGGAAAGAGCUGAAAUGCAAAUGAGACUCAACGAAAUGGAACAAGAAAGAGAAUUACAAAGAACUAGAGAAUUGGCAAAUCGUGCCAAAAAGAUGCACAAAGACAUUAAAGAUAAAGAGGACAGAGCUAGGGUAAGAAAUCAAGACAGAAGAACUGGAGGUUUAACGGAGGGUAGAUCCGUCUCUGAAAAGGUCAACUUUAACCAACCACAAAGAUCGAGUGUCGCUUCAGGAGAGGUUCAAAUUGAUAGCAGAUUGCUCAAUCGUGCAUCAGGACUCAAAGAUUCAUUUGAUGACGAUGACUACAAUGUAUAUGAUAAGGCAUUAUUCGGAGAAUCAAACAAUGGCAAACUCUAUAAUCCAAAUAUGGACAGAAUCAAAAUGUUCCAAGAAUUGGAUGAAAAUGUAAAUAUGAGAGACAAGUUCGAGACUGAGGAUGAGUCCUCUAAAUCAAGAAGACAAGCAGGACCUGUGGUAUUUGAAAGGGAUGGUGCAUCUUCUGUUUCAGCAUCCAAAGCACCAGCUGCUAGAGAAGAACCUUCAGAUGAUGAUCCUUUUGGUUUCUCCAAGUUUCUUAAAGAUUCUAAAAAGAGAUCAAAUUUGGAUCAUAUUGGACAAAGAGGAUUCAUGAAGGCAGCCGCUGGAAGUAGCUCUCUAAAUGCUGAAGAUUAUCGUGAUAGCAAAAAGAAGAAAAUGGAAUUCACCUCAAGUAAAGAAUAA